Molecule: messenger RNA, 2240 nt
Organism: Chinchilla lanigera (long-tailed chinchilla)
Lineage: Eukaryota; Metazoa; Chordata; Mammalia; Rodentia; Chinchillidae
Gene: Slc17a2
Product: solute carrier family 17, member 2
Exons: 12
Coding region: 231-1667 (478 amino acids)
Biological process (GO): monoatomic anion transport; transmembrane transport
Molecular function (GO): transmembrane transporter activity
Source: RefSeq, a predicted model, not a curated record
ACCUGGUUGCUGUCUGAUCACCACGUGGCUCAUUCGUUACCCCUGCGAAACCCUGUGGAAUUAUCUGAAAGUGAAGAAGGGCCAGAAACAGCCUCCUUUUGGAAGAUAGACAUAGUCAAGGGCUUCGCUACUGGUUUAAUGGUGAAGAUAAAAGCCUGUCGUUGUAAGAGAAAUUUAAGGGAGUGGGAAACUCCACCACAAAGUGUGGUACCAACUCCUGGAGAAGCCAAAUGGAUAUGAAGCCUCCCCCUAGGAAAGGUGCAGAUUUCUGCUCACUACGAUAUGGGCUGGCUCUUAUCAUGCACUUCUCGAACUUCACCAUGAUCACCCAGCGCGUGAGUCUGAGCAUCGCCAUCAUUGCCAUGGUGAACAACACCCAGCAACAUGAUCCACCCAGUGCCUCCACUGAGGGGUCUCUGACAGAUGCCCUCCACCACCCAAACAGGUCCAGUGAGGACUUUAAAACAAGGGCAUCUGUGUAUCAGUGGAGCCCAGAGACCCAGGGCAUCAUCUUUAGCUCCAUCAGCUACGGAAUAAUAUUGACUCUGAUCCCAAGUGGAUAUUUAGCAGGGAUAUUUGGAGCAAAACAGAUGCUUGGUGCUGGUUUGCUGAUUUCUUCCCUACUCACCCUCUUUACCCCGCUGGCUGCUGACUUCGGAGUGAUUUUGGUCAUUGUGAUUCGGACAGUGCAGGGCAUGGCCCAGGGAAUGGCUUGGACAGGUCAGUUUACAAUUUGGGCAAAAUGGGCUCCUCCACUUGAACGGAGCAAGCUCACCAGCAUUGCAGGAUCGGGGGCUGCAUUUGGAUCCUUCAUUAUCCUCUGUGUGGGUGGACUAAUUUCACAGGUAUUCGGCUGGCCUUUUAUCUUCUACAUCUUUGGUGGCACUGGCUGUAUCUGCUGUCUACUGUGGUACACGGUGAUUUAUGAUGACCCUGUGAACCAUCCAUGUAUAAGUGCCAGGGAAAAGGAGCACAUUGUGUCCUCUCUGGCUCAGCAGCCCAGUUCUCCCAGACGAUCUGUCCCCAUAAAGGCUAUGGUCAGAUGCCUACCACUUUGGGCCAUUUUCACUGGGUUUUUCAGCCAUUUCUGGUUAUGCACCAUCAUCAUCACGUACCUGCCAACGUACAUCAGUACUGUGCUCCAUGUUAAUGUGAGAGAUAGUGGGGUUCUGUCUUCCCUGCCGUUUGUUGCUGCUGCCAGCUGUACAAUUUUAGGAGGUCAGUUGGCAGAUUUUCUUCUGUCCAGGAAUUUUCUCAGCUUAAUCAGAGUGCGAAAACUCUUUUCAUCCUUAGGCCUCCUUCUUCCAUCACUUUGUGCUGUGGCCCUGCCCUUUGUGGCAUCCAGUUACAUGACAACCAUUAUUUUGCUGAUACUUAUUCCUGGGACCAGCAACCUGUGUGACUCAGGGUUUAUCAUCAACACCCUAGAUGUUGCACCCAGAUACGCAAGUUUCCUCAUGGGGAUCUCAAGGGGAUUCGGGCUCAUUGCAGGAAUCAUCUCUUCUACCACCACCGGAUUCCUUAUCAGUCAGGAUUCUGAGUCUGGAUGGAGGAAUGUAUUUUUCCUGUCUGCUGCUGUCAACAUGUUCGGUCUGAUCUUUUACCUCACAUUUGGACAAGCAGAGAUCCAAGACUGGGCCACAGAAAGGACUCUCACUCACUUCUGAAGAUAGAGUCUAAACCUUCAUAGUACAGUCCCUUAACGUUAUAACUUUUUCUUUUUUACUGAUCGCCAAACAUUCCUCAUAUUCUUAACCACAGACAUAGCAGCUGUCUACUCCGGGUUUAUUAGACUUUCCUAGAGAGCCUUAAAUACAUCAGAUGCCUGCACCCCAGUCCAAAGACUGUGCGAAUUUCUCUGGGUUGGAGUCUGGACACCACUAAAUAUUAGGUUCCUCAAGAGAUUCUAAUGUGCAGCCAGGGUUACAACUGGUGGACAGAUUUGAAUAGGCAAUUUUGUUGUCCUUGAAUUAUCCUCUUGGGAAAAUAUUAAAUGAAUAAAAAUCUAUGGGAAACUAAUCACUGAUAAAAAACCUUCAUGGGGUAGUUAUGAACACAGAUAUCUGAUGUGAAUUGUAGCCAUGGGCUAUAAAAUUUAGUAGGGGCAGAAUUUUCAGUUGGUGAUCUACAGAAUUAAUGUUUUUUACUGUUUUAUAUACUGUGAGGCAUGGGUGCUCAUUUUUAUAGUUAAAUUCUAUUAAAAUCCAUAUGCUAACAUUAAAUAAACUAUUUUUAAAUUA